AUUGACUAGAUACAAUGCUGUUUCAUUUUCAAAGAAAGCCUUUUUCAAAUGCAAUGUUUGUAUCAAGGAACUAGUCAGUACCGCUGUUUGAGGACAUAUCCGGUAGUCUUGUCAAAUAUGUACUGCAGCACGUCCGUCUGAGGAGCACUUCUUCGAUAUUGUGCCAUUCGGACAAUCCCUCUACCAUUUAUGGGUGAUACUCUGUUUCACGAUAACGCGGAUCGUCAGGAGGAUGACUACGACUAUCUCAUAAAGUUGCUUGCACUUGGCGACAGCAAUGUCGGCAAAACUAGUCUAUGGUUUCAAUACACUGACAACACAUUUAAUCCGCACUUCACAUCCACCGUUGGCGUUGACUUCAGACAGAAGCGAAUAGUGCGCGAGUGUAGAGAUGCCAAUGGCUUGUUGGGAUCCAAGCAACGCCUACAUCUCCAACUAUGGGAUACUGCAGGACAAGAACGGUAUCGAAGUUUAUGUUCAGUAUUUCUCCGCGACGCGAUGGGUUUCUUGCUUGUGUUCGAUCUGACAAAUGAGAAAAGCCUCCACAACUGUCGUGAGUGGAUGGAUCUACUGUGUCAGCACGCGUACUGCGAUCGGCCCGAUGUGGUUCUUGUGGGCAACAAGUUUGAUCUGGUAGCCGAACGUCAGGUCCCCCUGCCAACAGCGACUGCUAUGGCUCGAGAGUUAAACGUCCCUUACAUAGAGACCAGCGCCGCCACUGGGUAUCAGGUAGCUGCCGCCGUAGAUCUCCUUCUGGAUGCCGUGAUGAACAAAGUGGAGGCCUCACUGAUCAAGUCACGUAUCCACAACCCCACCACAGAUGCUGUCAAUUUGUCCAAAGUUGCCAACAAGGGAUCCAGCUGCGCAUGCUAGUCUGUUACAUCCGUUUCACACUUGUCCAAACUGCUGGCCCCUCUCGUACUCAUUUUUGCGCACUCGGGAUCUCACUGGUCUAUCUGGACUGUCAUUGUUACCACGUUCUCCAUUCAUUCCAAGCUACGCCUCCAGCUAUUCCAAUUGAGACAACUUGCCCUCUCUGUGUGCGAACGGGUGCCCCAGUUCCUCCCCCAUCAUAAGUAUGCACGCAUGGGAUUUGUGUUUCCGCGACAUUGUUGUCUCCAUUUUUUGUGAUCUCCCUAAGACGAAUCACACAUUCCUUAUGGACUGUCGUCAGAGUCUAAUCUUGAUGCGCUGUUUUGUCUUCUCUUGAUAUGUCCUUCAUUAUUUUGAUCCGUUGGGAUCUGUUUACACUUUCACAUGACAUUCUUUUGGUAACUAACUUAAAUUUUGUCACAGGGUUUACAAUGUGAUGUAUCGCAGAGUACUCUUUAUGCUUCUUGACUUUCGUAUUUCUCCUUAUUGUGAUUGUCACGUUGUGUGUGUAACGCCUGAUCUUGAUCAAGCAUUUUCUCUUUAUUGAACUACUUGUAUCGUUUAUCACUUCGUCCUCGUUUGAAAUUUGAAAUUUUCAACU
This is a messenger RNA of Dicrocoelium dendriticum, 1474 nucleotides long. Lineage: Eukaryota; Metazoa; Platyhelminthes; Trematoda; Plagiorchiida; Dicrocoeliidae. The record is from the annotation of a GenBank genome assembly.